Messenger RNA from Pipra filicauda (Wire-tailed manakin), 1569 nucleotides. It is a transcript of the gene ZNF277, whose product is annotated as zinc finger protein 277. Lineage: Eukaryota; Metazoa; Chordata; Aves; Passeriformes; Pipridae. The record is from RefSeq and is a predicted model, not a curated record. The coding region runs from base 47 to 1417 and encodes 456 amino acids. The transcript has 13 exons.
CCGGGGCCGCCUCACGCCCGGACGGGCGGGGCGGUGCGGCGGCGGAAUGGCAGCGUGCCGGGGGGGCGCGGGGCCGGCGCGGGGAGAUACUGAGUGUAUUUUGGAGCCUCUGUCUCUGCCAGAAAGUCCAGGUGGUGUUGAUGCUGUAGAAAGUUCUCCCUGCGUGCCUUGCAUUUUCUGCGAAGAGUGCUAUCUUUUAGCAGAACAAAACCAGCUCCUGAAGCACAUGAUUAUUGAACACAAGCUCGUCAUAGCAGACGUGAAACUGGUUGCAGAUUUUAGAAGACAGAAGAAGAAUGUACUGUUCUUUGGAGAUAAUACUAAUAUCUUCAGCUACAUCUUGUACUGGAAGAGAAGGUUUGCAGAACAGCCUGUCACAGACUUUUGUAGUGUGAUAAGAACAAAUUCAAAAGCACCAUUAGAAGAACAGGACAAUUAUUUUCUUUUAUGUGAUGUUUUACCAGAAGACAGGCUACUUAGAGAACAGCUUCAGCAAAAAAGACUGAGAGAAAUUCUAGAACAGCAACAACAAGAGAGAUGUGACACAAGUUUUCAUAGUAUGUGUAUGUUCUGCGAUCAAGAAUUCACAGGAAACAGAUCUGUCCUUCUCAAUCAUAUGGCAAGAGAGCAUGCUUUUAACAUUGGGCUGCCAGAUAAUAUUGUGAAUUGCUAUGAGUUUUUGGCUGUAUUACAGGGGAAGCUUGACAAUUUGCAGUGUUUAUAUUGUGAAAAAGUCUUCAGAGACAAAAACACACUUAAAGAUCACAUGAGAAAGAAGCAGCAUCGCAGAAUCAAUGCCAAAAACAAAGAAUAUGACAAAUUUUAUAUCAUUAAUUACUUGGAAUUUGGAAAGUCCUGGGAGGAAGUGCAGUCAGAGGACGACCGGGAAUUACUAGAUAACCUAGAAGAAGACUGGUCUGACUGGGAAGAGCAUCCUGUAUGUGCAGUUUGCCUGUUCUGUGAACAACAAGCAGACACCACAGAAAAACUGUAUCUUCACAUGCAGAAAUCACAUGGAUUUGACUUUCCUAAAAUAAAGUCAGAGCAUGGUCUGAACUUUUAUCAGCAAGUAAAGCUCGUGAAUUUCAUCAGAAGAGAAAUCCAUCACUGUCGUUGUUACAACUGCCAGGAGAAAUUUCAGUCCAAAGAGGUAUUGAUAAGUCAUAUGGAAGAGACCAAACACAUUGCAUUCCUGCCAGCCAGAUCUACAUGGGAUCAACCACAGUAUUAUUUUCCUACCUAUGAAAAUGAUACACUCCUGUGCACGCUGUCAGACAGUGAAGAUGUGAUAACUGAGGAUCAAAGUGAAGAAGUCCCUGUUGUAAGCGAAGAUAUAUCCAGUCUAAAAGCUCUCAAACAGAGCAGUGUCUUAAACCAGCUCUUGUGUAAAGAGAACAAGAGUUGGGAGAAAUUUUGAAGUACAGUUGCUGACCUUCAGUUCUUCUUCUGCAAGACAAAAAAAAAUCUAUUCUUUCACUAAUAUCGAAAUACAGUUUAACUCAUAGCUAUUAUUAUUACAGGACAAAUAUUAGAAAGUGAAUGCUAAAUAAAAUUUAAGUGUUAACUUUA